Salarias fasciatus (jewelled blenny) is the source of this 2442-nucleotide messenger RNA. It is a transcript of the gene alpl, whose product is annotated as alkaline phosphatase, biomineralization associated. Lineage: Eukaryota; Metazoa; Chordata; Actinopteri; Blenniiformes; Blenniidae. The record is from RefSeq and is a predicted model, not a curated record. Bases 267 to 1850 code for a protein of 527 amino acids. Gene Ontology annotation, biological process: dephosphorylation. The transcript has 12 exons. Gene Ontology annotation, cellular component: plasma membrane. Gene Ontology annotation, molecular function: alkaline phosphatase activity.
ACCCUCGUGGGAUACAGACCGCUAUUCUCAGAGUCAGGAGCCACAGUCGGACAAGUGUGGCCUGAUAAAAAGGAGCGUGAAAGCAGGGACGGGGACGCUCAUUUCAAGGUGAAAGAUUUGAAUGGACUGCACGCACACUCGGGUGUGGGUUUGAGCCCCGGAAAUCAUCUUGCGCUGUGAUCGGACUGCAGACCGGCUCCCUCAGCUCCCCAAAGUGGCACGUUAUGGCAGUCUAGAGUGACGCGUCAGCCACAACAGACGACAACAUGAAGGUGACGGCCCUGCUCAUCAUUUGCUCCUGCGUGAUCUCGGGAAACUCAGGAAAGCCACAAUUCCCCGAGCGGGAGAAAGAUCCCCAGUUUUGGAAUACACUGGCUCAGCAGACACUGAAGGAGGCGCUGAUGCAGCAAAAGCUUAAUCAAAACGUAGCCAAGAACCUCAUCCUCUUCCUUGGAGAUGGGAUGGGCGUUCCCACGGUCACAGCCGCUCGAAUCCUGAAGGGUCAGCUGAAAGGACAGAGCGGAGAGGAAACGCAGCUGGAGAUGGACAAGUUCCCUUUCGUCUCUCUCGCCAAGACGUACAACACUAAUGCACAGGUGCCAGACAGCGCCGGCACCGCCACGGCUUACCUCUGCGGGGUGAAGGCCAACGAGGGCACGGUGGGGGUGAGUGCAGCUGCCGUCCGCUCCCAGUGCAACACCACCGAGGGCAACGAGGUCACCUCCAUUCUCAAAUGGGCGAAGGACUCAGGCAAGUCGGUGGGAAUCGUGACGACAACGCGAGUCAACCACGCGACACCCAGCGCCGCGUACGCCCACAGCGUGGACAGGGACUGGUACUCCGACGGCGAGAUGCCGCCUGAAGCUCUGCAGGCCGGCUGCAAGGACAUCGCCAGGCAGCUCAUGGAAAACAUUCCCAACAUCGAUGUGAUUAUGGGUGGAGGAAGGAAGUACAUGUACCCCAAAAAUCAGUCAGAUGUGGAGUACCCCAACAUCCCGAAGCAUAGCGGCACUCGGAAGGAUGGGAGGAACCUGGUAGAGGAAUGGAUCGCCAAAAAGAAGGAUAAGAAAGGCCAUUAUGUUUGGAACAAGAAGCAGGUCUUGUCCCUGAACCCCAACAACGUGGAUUACUUGCUGGGCCUCUUUGAACCCGGAGAUCUGACUUACGAGUUGGAGCGAAACAGUGAGACUGACCCUUCGCUGACCGAGAUGGUGGAGGUGGCCAUCAAGAUCCUGAGGAAGAACAGCAAUGGAUUUUAUCUGCUCGUAGAGGGUGGACGAAUCGACCACGGGCAUCAUGAGGGCAAGGCCAAGCAGGCUCUGCACGAAGCUGUGGAGAUGGACCGGGCCAUCGGCCGCGCUCAUCUCCUGACCAGCAUCCACGAUACGCUGACCGUCGUCACCGCAGACCACUCCCACAUGUUCAACUUUGGAGGCUACACGCACAGAGGAAAUACAAUAUUUGGUCUGGCUCCCAUGCUGAGCGACGUCGACCAGAAGCCCUUCACCUCUAUCUUGUACGGGAAUGGACCAGGUUACAAGCUCGUCAACGGAGCGAGAGAAAACGUCUCUACUAUUGACUUCGAGGAGAACAAUUACCAGGCCCAGGCGGCGGUCCCUCUGAGCAUGGAGACCCACGGGGGAGAGGAUGUGGCCGUGUUUGCCAAAGGACCUCUGGCGCACCUGCUGCACGGGGUCCACGAGCAGAACUACAUCCCCCACGUCAUGGCGUACGCAGCCUGCAUCGGCCAGAACAGGGAACACUGCAUCGCACACGACGGAACGGCCGCGUUGAAGCCCGCCCUGUCCAGCAUCGCAGCACUUCUCACAGUCACUCGGUUUCUGUGCUGACCUUCCUCACACACACCUGCUGGUUAUAACCACUUUUUUUAACCACUCUUACAUUUCAAGAUUUUGAUUCGUUAUGAUUUUUUUUUUUUUUUUUUUUUUUUUUUUUUUUUGUUACAUCCUCUUUACACAGUUUCUAUCAUGGGACCACUGUUAGACACAUUUUUGUUGUAAUGAUUAAUUGAUGAAAUCAUUAGUUUAUUUGCUUUUGUCAGUUUAUCCAAGUCUGUUCUAGAUAAAGUCAUCGACUGAUGCACCGAGGUGAUAAAGGUUUUUUUAGUAGAGAUCACCAUAAAAUAAAAAAAAACAUCUGAAAUUGUGAUUUGUUUAAUAGUUUAUUCCAAAAGGCUUUUGUGGCAAUUUGACCUUGUUAACUGUGAACCGUUCUGGUUUCAAUUGACUGAAUUUGCAAAUGUUGUCAAAUGUGCAGUUAUCAACAUCUACCUCACAAGCUUUCAAACGAUCACUCACAUAAUUAUUAUGGCCAGAGGAGAAACUGUCAAGAAUGAACUGUAUGGUGAAGAAAAAAAAGCACACAACUGAAUGUGUAAAAUGACGAAUCACUCGAAUAUUUUUUAGAUUUCUACUCAUCCAA